Molecule: messenger RNA, 1862 nt
Organism: Gasterosteus aculeatus aculeatus (three-spined stickleback)
Lineage: Eukaryota; Metazoa; Chordata; Actinopteri; Perciformes; Gasterosteidae
Gene: ftr67
Product: finTRIM family, member 67
Molecular function (GO): zinc ion binding
Source: RefSeq, a predicted model, not a curated record
UUCCGGUAAUGCCUCUCUGGCCACGCCCCCACUUCCUGUAAACAAAGCAACCGCUGUGCGUCCUUUCAGUUUCGUGUGUAUUCGCUCAUUUUCUACACCAGCUUUAGGGUUUUUCCUCUUUUUUUACGAUGGCUCAAGCCGGCCUGGUUCUGGACAAGGACCAGUUCAACUGUUCGGUGUGUCUGGACGUGCUCAGGGACCCCGUGACCAUCCCCUGCGGCCACAGCUACUGCUCGGACUGCAUCCAGAACUAUUGGGACCAGGACGACUACCUCGGGGUCUUCGUGUGCCCGCAGUGCCGCCACAACUUCAACCCGAGGCCGGUGCUCGCCCGGAACACCAUGUUGGCCGACGUGGUGGAGAAAUUCAAACAGACGGGACUCCAAGAAGCCGCCGCGGGCACGACGACAGCGACGGGGGCGGCGGCGGCCGUUGGUCAACAUUUCGCCGAGGCCGACGACGUGGAGUGCGACGUGUGCACGGGGAGGAAGAACAAGGCGCUGAAGUCCUGCCUGGUGUGUCUGGCCUCCUACUGCGAGCUCCACCUGCAGCCGCACUACGAGUCCGCCGCUUUCAAGAAGCACAAGCUGGUGUGCGCCUCCAAAAAGCUCCGGGAGACGAUCUGCGGCCGACACGACAAGCUGCUGGAGGUCUACUGCCGCACCGACAAGCAGUGCAUCUGCUACCUGUGUCUGACGGACGAGCACAAGGGCCACGACACGGUGCUGGCCGAGGCCGAGAUCCAACACAAGCAGGGGCAGCUCGCCGACAUGAAGCAGAGCUCCCAUCUGAGAAUCCAUCAAAGGGAAAAGGGAGCCCAGGAGAUUAGACAAGCCAUUUUCUCUCUCUCUCGUUCCGCCCGGGUGGCCGCCGCGGAGAGCGACGCCGUCUUCACCGAACUCAUCCGGUCGAUCGAGCUGAAGCGCUUCGAGGUGAGAGAGCUGAUCAAUGCCCAGGAAAAGACGGCGGUGAGUCAGGCCGAGAAGCUGCUGGAGGAGAUCCAGAAGGAGAUCGCGGAGCUGAAGAAGAACGAGGCGGAAUUGGACAAACUUUCCCACACCGACGACCACGUCCGCUUCCUUCAGAGCUGUCAGUCUCUGCGUGCUCCACCUGAGCUGUCAGCUUUGCCUUUGGUCACUGUUGACCCCAACCUCACCUUUGGCCCAGUGAUGACCGCUGUGGCAGAUUUUAAAGGACUGUUGCAGGAGGUCUGCCAGGGAGGAUUUGUCAGCAUCUACGAAAAAGUGAGAGAUAUAGUGAUUGUUGGUCCUUCAAAUCCUGCUGUACCGCUGGACACUGCGCUGCCCGGCGAUUUUGAAUCAGCCCUACAAAUGGAAGCAACACUAAUGACCCUUCCGGGCGGGCUGGACCAAAGUCUUGGGAUCCCUCUAACUGGCCUAGACCAAUGUCCCCUGAACCCCCUGAACCCGUUUCUCCCCCCCGGACCUUCUGUGCCCACCUUUACCUUCUCACCAUUUGGCACUAAACUCUCCUCAGGAUCCAGACAGAGACACCUUCAGCGGCGCUCUCACCCGAGGAGGAAGUAGCCCUGCAGUGGACAUCUAAAUCAACACUACACACGCACGGGCAGAAUGGCAUUAUACCGCAGUGCUUUUCUCACACAAAUCUGUACUUAAUUUAUUCUAUGGUAUUAAUUUAGUUGUGUUUUAAACCAAUCAGCUAAAAGUAUUAAGCAUCUUAUUUCAGUAUUUCAAAAGAAAUGUUUUUUAACAAAAUUGUGCUUUUUUUUAAUGUUUUAAACUAAAACUACAAAACAAUCAUUUCACUUUAUUUGUGUAAUAAUAUAUUGGGACUUGAAUUGCUGACAUUAAAAACAAAAACAAGUGCACACGUACACACUA